Canis lupus familiaris (dog) is the source of this 2130-nucleotide messenger RNA. RefSeq names its product family with sequence similarity 71 member C (gene GARIN6). The transcript is spliced from 2 exons. Gene Ontology annotation, cellular component: nucleus. The record is from RefSeq and is a predicted model, not a curated record. The coding region runs from base 800 to 1387 and encodes 195 amino acids. Lineage: Eukaryota; Metazoa; Chordata; Mammalia; Carnivora; Canidae.
CUGAUGGGCAACAGUGACAAAGGAGUGCGUGGUGGGCACAGGUCACAAUGGGCAGGAGAAGAUAAAAGGAGUCCUGUGGGGUGGUUUAAGCCCAGGUGGAGGCUUCAGUUUCGGAGGAGAGGAGCUGUACAAAUACAAUAAGCAGUGAGGUUGUAGAAUGCAAUAGAGCAGAGGCUAUUGUGAACCAAUGUAUUAGGCUCAAGAGGAGGCCCCUCCCUACUCCAAGUGAACACCAACAUCUACACGCCUCAACAUCUGCAUACUCUGACCUCUAUUGGGACCCUAACAUCUGAGCACUUCAACAUCUGCGCACUCUGACAUCUACUGAGGACCAGAUCUCUUGCUCCUCCACAUCUGCGUACGAUUACAUCUACUGGGGCCCAACCUCUGUGGGCCUCCACCUCUGUGCACCCUGACAUCUACUAGGGUCCCAACAUCUGUGCACCUUGACAUCUGCUGGGGCCCUGACCUCUGCUCCUCAACAUCUGCACAUGGUAAUAUCUACUGGGGCCCCGAUUCUGCACUCAACAUCUGAGCACCCUGUCAUCUACUGGGUCCCUAAUGUCUGUGCACCCUGACAUCUCCAUGAUCUAGGCAGAGCACAGUCUAGUACAGGUGCAAUUAAUUGUCUUUAGCACUGAACAAUUGGUAAUCAGUACUCCCACCCUGUUCUCAGUUGCUCAGAGACCUGUAGAAGACCACUGCUGGGCCACCUGCUAGAGAAAUCAGGGAAAUAGGACACCCUGAAAAGUGUGGUAAGGUGUGGAAGACCCAUAGGAGUCCUUGAUAAAAGAUAGUCAUGAACAGUCAGUCUAAGUUACCACAUUACACAGCCCAAAGCAGCCCUGCAAUGGGUAUGUUUAAUACCUCCAUGGGGAAACUACAGCAACACCUGUACAAGAGGGAGUACACCAUAUUGAAGUAUGCACCAAUGUUUGAGAGUGACUUUAUACAGGUGGGCAAAAAAGGAGAAGUGACUGACGACGUGCACAACCGUGCCCGAAUGGUGACUGUGGGCAUCAUCCGCACCAGCCCCCACCUCACACUACCUGAUGUCAUGCUGCUGGCUCGACCAACUGCUAUCUGUGAUGACCAUAACAGAUAUGGUCCUGCCCCCCAGGAAAAGGGUUACAAGCCUACACAGAUCUUAGAGCUAACCAGACUGUGUCCUUCAAAGUUUGUAACAAUAUCCAUCCAUAAUGGUACAAAACAACAGCUCCACCUGAAGCUUGCCACUGGCCGCUCUUUUUACCUUCAGCUCUGUCCCCCUUCUGAUACAAAAGAUCUUUUUGUGCAUUGGGAAAACCUUGUUUACAUUCUGAGACCACCAGUAGAGGCUUACAGUGGUUCCCAUGCCAUCCCAGUUGGGGACUCACUGGGGACAUAACUGGGUUUGAAGAGGAGGACAAGAGUCCAUCGGCAAAUGUCAUUCAUUUCUAUGGAAGGGAUCAAGAUCAAGUUGACAUCAGGAGUCUUCACAUGAACCCUGAUUGUUUGGGGCCACCCCUUAUGUGUAUGCUGGGGAGGAAUGAAUUCACCAUGCCUCCCACACCUGCUGCAUUCAAGAGUUCACAUACGUCUGCAGUCACAAAGCCUACAGUAUCAGAUAAAAGGUCAGGGAUGGCGACAGCAGCAGCCAUCACAGAUCCAGGAGGAAGCACAGGAGAAAGACCAUAGGGGGUGCAUUCGGCAUGUCCUAAUAUUGUUGUAAGCAAGGGCUACAAGCCCUUCUUGUCUUCAGAGGGCACUUCUAGCACAUCAGGAGGAGCUACUGGCUUCUUCUCAGAGGGAGAACAAAUCUGGUGAUUCCAAGAGCAGAAACUACUGGCAAGCCUGUGGCAAAAACAGCUAACAGCUCAGUAUUGAGACCCUUCAUUACAACCUCAGAGUAAAGGCUACAUGAAUGAACAGGAUGGAAGCCAGAGGUCUCCACCCAGCAGUACUGACUCUUUAGGAAAGAGCCUCAAAGCCCUGCACCACACCAUGGUGCAGAGGUGGACAUCUCAUAUAAGACUGUGGAGGAGAUCAGUGUCAUCCACCCUCACACAAUUCAUCUCAAAUUCUCUGCUCUAAUCAUAUAUGCUCUUUUAAAAGGGAAGGGUAGCAAUAAAAACAAAUGGCAAUUUCUGA